Messenger RNA from Panicum virgatum (switchgrass), 1087 nucleotides. Its product is annotated as O-methyltransferase ZRP4-like. The transcript has 2 exons. The record is from RefSeq and is a predicted model, not a curated record. Gene Ontology annotation, molecular function: S-adenosylmethionine-dependent methyltransferase activity; protein dimerization activity; O-methyltransferase activity. Gene Ontology annotation, biological process: methylation. Bases 19 to 1008 code for a protein of 329 amino acids. Lineage: Eukaryota; Viridiplantae; Streptophyta; Magnoliopsida; Poales; Poaceae.
CUCAGCCACAUCAAGUCCAUGGCGCUCAAAUCCGCGCUGGACCUCCGCAUCCUCGAUGCCAUUCACAGCCAUGGCGGCUGCGCCACCCUCCCGCAGGUAGUCGCCGUGGUCAAGCUCCACCCGUCCAAGAUCCCCUGCUUGCGUCGCCUGAUGCGCGUGCUCGCCGCCACCGGCGUCCUCAGCGCCGACCAGAGCCCAUCGGGCUCGGGCGACGACGAACCCGUCUAUGCUUUGACGCCGGUGUCCCGCCUCCUCGUCGACUCCCAGAACCUUGCUCCUCUCGCCGCCAUGGUACUCAAUCCAGCCUUCGUAUCUCCGUUCUUUGAGCUCGGCACAUGGUUUCAGAAGGAGCUGCCGGGGCCGUGCCUUUUCGAGCAAACGCACGGCCGGACCUUAUGGGAGCAAGCCGACCGUGAUGCCACCUUCGACGUGCUCUUCAACGACUCUAUGGCCUCAGACAGCCACUUCAUCAUGGACAUUGCCAUCAAGGAGUGCCCAGGUGCCUUCCACGGGAUAAGCUCCCUGAUUGACGUUGCCGGGGGCCUCGGCGCGGCAGCGCAGGCCAUCUCGAAGGCGUUCCCUGGUGUGAAAUGUAGCGUUCUGGAUUUGGACCACGUCGUCUCCAAUGCUCCGGGUGACACCAACGUGCAGUACAUCGCCGGCGACAUGUUUGAGAGCAUGCCACCGGCGGAUGCUAUAUUCUUCAAGUGGGUUUUGCAUGACUGGAGUAAGGAGGAGUGUAUCAAGAUACUGAAGAAUUGCAAGAAAGUUAUUCCUCCAAGAGAGGAAGGAGGAAAGGUGAUAAUCAUAGAUAUGGUGGUUGAAGAAGGAUCAUCAAACUUGAAGCGGAGGGAGGUGCAGGCCUUGUUCGAUCUAUAUAUGACAAUUAUAAAUGGCAUCGAGCGAGAUGAGCAAGAGUGGAAAAGCAUCUUUUUUGAAGCUGGAUUCAGCGACUACAAGAUAUCACCGGUGUUAGGCGCUAGAUCCAUCAUUGAGGUCUAUCCGUAAAAUGUCGCGCAAGCAAAUGGCUAAACUAGUAUUGAUUGCGUGGGUUUGUACUUUCUAGUCUCUCUUGUUAUACCUAUUA